Tauraco erythrolophus (red-crested turaco) is the source of this 881-nucleotide messenger RNA. NCBI's taxonomy places the organism in Eukaryota, Metazoa, Chordata, Aves, Musophagiformes, Musophagidae. The record is from RefSeq and is a predicted model, not a curated record.
AUGGCUGCCAAGUGCCACAUCCGAGAGGAUGAGUCCCUCUCCAUCAGCCUCGGGGGGUCCCUGGGGACCAGAGGGAGGGAUGCUCUUGGCUCUGGGGUGCAGGCCAGCACGGCGCUGCAGGAGCUGGAGCUGAUGGAAAACAUCUUGGCGAGCAAGCAGGACGAGAGCUGGGAGCAGCGGGGCCCCCGGGCCUCCUUCGCCCGCAAAGUCACUGCCCUGAAGCUGAGGCUGGAUGAGUCCCAAAAAGUGCUGCUCAAGGAGCGGGAGGACAAGCUGGCGCUGAGCAAGAACAUCGAGAAGCUGGAGGGCGAGCUCAGCCAGUGGAAGAUCAAGUACGAGGAGCUCAACAAGAACAAGCAGGAGGUGAUGAAGCAGCUCAACAUCCUGAAGGAGAUCCACCAGGACGAGCUGGGGCGCAUCUCCGAGGACCUGGAGGACGAGCUGGGUGCUCGCUCCAGCAUGGACAAGAAGCUGGCGGAGCUGCGCGCAGAGCGGGCGCAGAUCGAGGACUUGGAGGAGGUGCUGGCCCGCAAGCGGCGCCAGACGGCCAGCGCCCUGGACACUGACCUCAAAGCCAUCCAGGCCGAGCUCUUCGAGAAGAACAAGGAACUGGCCGACCUGAAGCACAUCCAUGGCAAGCUGAAGAAGCAGUACCAGGAGAAGAUGGCCGAGCUGGCCCAUGCCAACCGCCGCGUGGAGCAGCACGAGGGUGAGGUGAAGAAGCUGCGCCUGAGGGUGGAGGAGCUGAAGAAGGAGCUGGCCCAAGCCGAGGACGAGCUGAAUGAGGCUCACACCCAGACGCGGAAGCUGCAGCGGUCGCUGGACGAGCAGACGGAGCAGAGUGAGAGCUUCCAGGUGCAGCUGGAGCAUCUGCAGUCCCG